Messenger RNA from Mirounga angustirostris (Northern elephant seal), 8414 nucleotides. RefSeq names its product tenascin C (gene TNC). Lineage: Eukaryota; Metazoa; Chordata; Mammalia; Carnivora; Phocidae. Gene Ontology annotation, molecular function: protein binding. Gene Ontology annotation, cellular component: perisynaptic extracellular matrix. Bases 629 to 7783 code for a protein of 2384 amino acids. The record is from RefSeq and is a predicted model, not a curated record. Gene Ontology annotation, biological process: regulation of cell adhesion. The transcript is spliced from 31 exons.
AGUAGGAAAGGAUGUCUGGAGGCGAGGCGUCCCAUUACAGAGGAAGGAGUUGCUAUAUAAGCCAGCCAAAGCUGGCUUCGCUGGCCACAGCCUGCCUACUGUCACACGCUCUCCCGCGAGCCGAGCGCAGACACACACCGGCCGGCCUCUCUUCCGCACAAAGACUGUGCGGCUGGGGGUGACCCUAGGGGCAGCGCACGUGGGAGCCCCGCUGCUCACAGCCAGGUACUGACUCCAUGCAGCCGGUUCAUUCAAGGAUCUAGGUCCUUCCCAACUCCGGAAAGCUUUCCCAUAUGUGCUUUAGAAAUAAAACCUGCUACCCACCCCAGCCAGCUUUCUGCCUUGUCCUUCAAUAUGGUAAGCCCAACUGAGGACUGGGGAGAGGAACUUUAGGUUCAGCGCUAAAGAAAUCUCUGGAAAGUUUGCUGGCAUCGUGUGCAUCUGAGCCCACUGCCGUAGAUGUGAUUGUGCUUUGACCAUACGUGUUUCAGAAGAGAAUUCCUUCGGGAAGAUCAGGAACACACUGAUCUGGAUUCUCCUCUGUGCUUCCACAUCCUCACUUCUGCCUGAGACUGAGACACCCUAGGAGUGAGUGCACAGAAACGCCCCAGCCAAACCCACCUCCGCCAUGGGGGCCGUGACCCGGCUGUUGGCCGGCAUCCUCCUAGCCUCACUCACCCUCACUACCGAAGGUGGGGUCCUCAAGAAAGUCAUCCGGCACAAGCGACAGAGCGGGGUCAAUGUCACUCUGCCGGAGGACCAGCAGCCGGUGGUGUUCAACCACGUCUACAACAUCAAGCUGCCCAUCGGGUCCCAGUGCUCCGUGGAUCUGGAAUCAGCCAGUGGGGAAAAGGACCUGGUCCCGCCAUCAGAGCCCAGCGAGAGCUUCCAGGAGCGCACGGGCGACGGGGAAAACCAGAUCAUCUUCACACACCGCAUCAACAUCCCUCGCCGGGCCUGCGGUUGCGCCGCGGCUCCUGACGUCAAGGAGCUUCUGAGCAGACUGGAGGAUCUGGAGAAUCUGGUGUCUUCCCUGCGGGAGCAAUGCACCACAGGAGCUGGCUGUUGUCUCCAGCCCGCGGAAGGCCGCCUGGACACCAGGCCCUUCUGCAGCGGCCACGGGAACUUCAGCGCGGAAGGAUGCGGCUGUGUGUGCGAACCCGGCUGGAAAGGCCCCAACUGCUCAGAGCCCGAAUGUCCUGGCAACUGUCACCUGCGAGGCCAGUGCCUGGACGGGCAGUGUGUCUGCGACGAGGGCUUCACGGGGGAGGACUGCGGCCAGCUGGCCUGCCCCGGCGACUGCAACGACCAGGGCAAGUGCGUGAGCGGGGUCUGCGUGUGUUUCGAAGGCUACACGGGGGCCGACUGCAGCCGGGAGGUGUGCCCGGUGGCGUGCAGCGAGGAGCACGGCAGGUGCGUGGACGGCCGCUGCGUGUGCCAGGACGGCUUCGCGGGCGACGACUGCGCCGAGCCGCUGUGCCUCAACAACUGCCACGGCCGCGGGCGCUGCGUGGAGAACGAGUGCGUGUGCGACGCCGGCUUCACGGGCGAGGACUGCGGCGAGCUCAUCUGCCCCAACGACUGCUUCGACCGCGGCCGCUGCGUCAACGGCACCUGCUACUGCGAGCAGGGCUUCACGGGCGAGGACUGCGGCGAGCUCAGCUGCCCGAACGCCUGCUCGGGCCACGGCCGCUGCCGGCAGGGCCAGUGCGUGUGCGAGGCGGCCUUCGCCGGUCCCGACUGCAGCGAGAAGAGGUGUCCCGCCGACUGCCACCAGCACGGCCGCUGCACGGACGGGCGGUGUGAGUGCGACGCCGGCUUCGCGGGAACCGACUGCGGCGAGCUCCAGUGUCCCAGCGGCUGCAGCGGCCACGGCCGCUGCGUCAACGGGCAGUGCGUGUGCGACGAGGGCCGCACCGGGGAGGACUGCGGCCAGCUGCGGUGCCCCAACGAUUGUCACAGCCGGGGCCGCUGCGUCCAGGGCAAGUGCGCGUGCGAGCCGGGCUUCCAGGGCUACGACUGCAGUGACAUGAGCUGCCCCAGCGACUGCCACCAGCACGGCCGCUGCGUGAACGGCAUGUGCGUCUGUGACGACGGCUACGCCGGGGAGGACUGCCGGGACCUGCGCUGCCCCGGGGACUGCAGCAGCCGCGGCCGCUGCGCGGACGGCCGGUGCGAGUGUGAGCACGGCUUCACCGGCCCCGACUGCGCGGAACUCGCGUGCCCCGGCGACUGCCAUGGCCAAGGCCGCUGUGUGAACGGGCAGUGCGUGUGCCACGAGGGCUUCAUGGGCGCCGCGUGCAAGGAGCGGAGGUGCCCCGGCGACUGUCACGGCCGGGGCCGCUGCGAGGAUGGGCAGUGCGUCUGCCGGGAGGGCUUCGCGGGCCCCGACUGCAGGCUGCGCUCCUGCCCCAACGACUGCAGCGGCUGGGGCCAGUGCGUGGAGGGCCGAUGCAUCUGCAGCGAGGGCCACGCCGGGGACGACUGCUCCGACGUGUCCCCUCCCAAAGACCUCAUCGUGACAGAAGUGACGGAAGAGACCGUAAACCUGGCCUGGGACAACGAGAUGCGGGUCACGGAGUACCUGGUCAUGUACACACCCACCCACGAGGACGGCCUGGAAAUGCAGUUCCGCGUGCCUGGGGACCAGACGUCCACCACCAUCCGGGAGCUGGAGCCUGGUGUGGAGUACUUUAUCCGCGUCUUUGCCAUCCUGGAAAACAAGAAGAGCAUUCCCGUCAGCGCCAGGGUGGCCACGUACUUGCCUGCACCUGAAGGCCUAAAGUUCAAGUCUAUCAAGGAGACAUCUGUGGAAGUGGAGUGGGAUCCUCUGGACAUCGCUUUUGAAACGUGGGAGAUCAUCUUCCGGAAUAUGAAUAAAGAAGAUGAGGGAGAGAUCACCAAAAGCCUGAGGAGGCCAGAGACCACAUACCGGCAGACUGGCCUUGCUCCUGGGCAAGAAUAUGAGAUCUCGCUGCACAUUGUGAAAAACAAUACCCGCGGCCCGGGCCUGAAGAGGGUGACCACCACCCGCUUGGACGCCCCGAGCCAGAUCGAGGUGAAAGAUGUCACGGACACCACGGCCCUGAUCACUUGGUUCAAGCCCCUGGCCGAGAUUGAUGGCAUUGAGCUUUCCUAUGGAAUCAAAGACGUGCCCGGCGACCGCACAACCAUCGAUCUCACACAUGAUGAGAACCAGUACUCCAUUGGGAACCUGAAGCCAGACACCGAGUAUGAGGUGUCCCUCAUCUCCCGCAGGGGUGACAUGUCCAGCAACCCAGCCAAGGAGACCUUCACAACAGGCCUGGAUGCUCCUAGGAAUCUCCGUCGCAUCUCCCAGACAGACAACAGCAUUACCCUGGAAUGGAAGAACGGCAAGGCGGCCGUUGACAGUUACAGAAUUAAGUAUGCACCCAUCUCCGGAGGUGCCCAUGCUGAGGUCGAAGUCCCAAGGAGCCAGCAAGCCACCACCAAAACCACGCUCACAGGUCUGAGGCCAGGAACUGAGUAUGGGAUCGGAGUGUCUGCUGUGAAGGCUGACAAGGAGAGCGAUCCAGCCACCAUCAACGCAGCCACAGACAUGGACGCACCCAAGGACCUGCGGGUUUCUGAAACCACGGAGACCAGCCUGACCCUGCUCUGGAGGAGGCCUUCGGCCAAGUUUGACCAUUACCGCCUCAACUACAGCCUGCCCUCGGGCCAGCCAGUGGAGGUGAAGCUUCCGAGAGACACCACCUCCUAUGUCUUGAGAGGCCUGGAACCCGGGACGGAAUACAGCAUCCUCCUCACCGUGGAGAAGGGAAGGCACAAGAGCAAACCCGCACGAGUAAAGGCAUCCACAGGCCAUGCCCCUGAACUGGAAAACCUCACCGUGACCGAGGUUGGCUGGGAUGGCCUUAAACUCAACUGGACCGCAGCUGACCAGGCCUAUGAGCACUUUGUCAUUCAGGUGCAGGAGACCAACAGGAUGGAGGCAGCUCAGAACCUCACGGUUCCCGGCAGCCUGCGGGCUGUGGACGUCCCGGGCCUCAAGGCGGCCACCCCUUAUAGAGUCACCAUCUACGGGGUGAUCCGGGGCCAUAGGACACCAGUGCUCUCUGCCGAGGCUUCCACAGGGGAACCUCCCAGUUUGGGAGAGGUCACGGUGUCCAAGGUGGGCUGGGAUGCCCUCAAACUCAACUGGACUGCUCCGGAAGGAGCCUAUGAACAGUUUUUCAUUCAGGUGCAGGAGACUGACGCGGAAGAGGCAGCCCAGAACCUCACAGUCCCGGGAGGACUGAGGUCCGUGGACCUGCCUGGGCUCAAAGCAGCCACUCAUUAUAGCGUCACCAUCCGUGGGGUCACGCAGGACUUCAGCACGACUCCUCUCUCUGUUGAAGUCUUGACAGAGGAGGUUCCAGAUCUGGGAAACCUCACAGUGACCGCGGUCCACUGGGAUGGCCUCAGUCUGGACUGGACCGCCCCCGAUGGGAUCUAUGAGCAGUUUAUCAUUGAGAUCCAGGAGGCUGACCAGGCCAAGGAAGCUCACAGUCUCACGGUUCCUGGCAGCCUGCGCUCUGUGGACAUCCCGGGCCUCAGGGCCGGAACUCCUUACACGGCCACCCUGCAUGGCCAGGUCAGAGGCCGCAGCACUCGACCCCUUGUUGUGGAGGCCGUCACAGAGGAGCUCCCUCAGCUGGGGGACUUAACCGUGACCGAGGCUGGCUGGGAUGGCCUUAAACUCAACUGGACCACAACUGACCAGGCCUAUGAGCACUUUGUCAUUCAGGUGCAGGAAGCCAACUGGGUAGAGGCAGCUCAGAACCUCACGGUUCCCGGCAGCCUGCGGGCUGUGGACGUCCCGGGCCUCAAGGCGGCCACCCCUUAUAGAGUCACCAUCUACGGGGUGAUCCGGGGCUAUAGGACACCGGUGCUCUCUGCCGAGGCCUCCACAGCCACAGGACCUGAAAUUGGAAACUUAACUGUUUCUGACAUAACUCCUGAGAGCUUCAAUCUCUCCUGGACAGCCACCGAUGGGGCCUUCGAGACCUUUACCAUUGAAAUUGUUGAUUCCAAUAGGUUCUUGGAGACGAUGGAAUAUAAUAUCUCUGGUGCUGAACGAACUGCCCACAUCUCAGGGCUACACCCUAAUAAUCAUUUUGUUAUCUACCUCUCGGGACUCGCUCCCAGCAUCCGGACCCAAGUCAUCAGUGCCACUGCCACCACAGUAGCCGAACCUCUCCUUAGCCACCUCACUAUCUCAAAUGUGACCUGGGCCAGUGUGUCCCUCUCGUGGAAAGCCCAGGAGGCUACCUUUGAUAGCUUUCUUAUAGAAGUUAGGAAUUCUGACCCCCGCCAGGAGACGGUGGUGCAUUCUGUGCCCGCAGCAUCUCGCAGCUCUGUCAUCACCAACCUCAAAGCUUCUUCUAAUUACACUGCCCACCUUCACGGGCUGAUGGGCGGGCACCGUGUUCAGACUCUGAUGGCCCAGGCAACCACAGAGCCAGAGCCACAGUUGGGCACGCUAAUCCUUAGCAAUGUUACUCCUGACAGCUUCAACGUGUCCUGGACCGCUCGAGCCGGGCCUUUUGCAAAGAUUGUUGUCAAUGUUAGCGAUUCUCACUCGCUGUAUGAGCCCCAGCAAUUCACGGUCUCAGGAGACACACAGCACGCUCACGUCACGGGCUUGGUGGAGAACACUGGCUAUGACGUUAGUGUGGCAGGGACCACCUCGGCUGGGGACCCCACCAGGCCCCUCACUGCCUUUGUCAUGACAGAGGCCCUGCCCCUUCUGGAAAACCUAACCAUUUCCGACAUUAAUCCCUACGGGUUCACAGUUUCCUGGAUGGCAUCGAAGAAUGCCUUUGACAGCUUCCUAGUAACGGUGGUGGAUUCUGGGAAGCUGCUGGACCCCCAGGAAUUCACACUUUCAGGAACCCAGAGGAAGCUGGAGCUUAGAGGCCUCAUAACUGGCAUUGGCUAUGAGGUUAUGGUCUCUGGCUUCACCCAAGGGCACCAAACCAAGCCCUUGAGGGCUGAGAUUGUUACAGAAGCCGAGCCAGAGGUGGACAACCUUCUGGUUUCAGAUGCCACCCCAGAUGGUUUCCGUCUGUCCUGGACAGCUGAUGAAGGGGUCUUCGACAAUUUUGUUCUCAAAAUCAGAGAUACCAAAAAGCAGUCUGAGCCACUGGAAAUAACCCUACUUGCCCCCGAACGAACCAGGGACAUAACUGGUCUCAGAGAGGCCACUGAGUAUGAAAUUGAACUCUAUGGAAUAAGCAGUGGAAAGCGAUCCCAACCAGUCCGAGCCCUAGCAACCACAGCCAUGGGCUCUCCAAAGGAGAUCAGUUUCUCAGACAUCACUGAGGAUUCGGCCACUGUCAGCUGGAUGGCGCCCUCUGCCCAGGUGGAGAGCUUCCGGAUUACCUACGUGCCCAUUGCAGGAGGGACACCGUCAGUGGUAACUGUGGAUGGAACCAAGACUCAGACCAGGCUGCUGAGGCUCUUACCUGGAGCAGAGUACCUUGUCAGCGUCAUCGCCAUGAAGGGCUUCGAGGAAAGCGAACCAGUCUCAGGCUCGUUCAGCACAGCUCUGGAUGGCCCAUCUGGCCUGGUGACAGCCAACAUCAGCGACACAGAAGCCUUGGCCAUGUGGCAGCCAGCCAUUGCCCCCGUGGAUAGUUAUGUCAUCUCCUACACAGGGGAGAAAGUGCCAGAAAUUACACGCACAGUGUCCGGGAACACGGUGGAGUACGCUCUGACCGACCUCGAGCCUGCCACGGAGUACACGCUGAGGAUCUUUGCAGAGAAAGGGCCCCAGAAGAGCUCAGUCAUCACUACCAAGUUCACAACAGACCUCGAUUCUCCAAGAGACUUGACUGCCACUGAGGUUCAGUCAGAAACUGCCCUCCUCACCUGGAGACCCCCCCGGGCAUCUGUCACCGGCUACCUAUUGGUGUAUGAAUCCGUCGAUGGUACAGUCAAGGAAGUCAUUCUGGGUCCAGAAACCACCUCCUAUAGCCUGGCGGAGCUGAGCCCCUCCACCCACUACACGGCCAAGAUCCAGGCAUUGAAUGGGCCCCUGAGGAGCAAGCUGGUCCAGACAGUCUUUACCACAAGUGGACUCCUGUACCCAUUCCCCAGGGACUGCUCCCAAGCAAUGCUGAAUGGAGACACGACCUCUGGCCUCUACACCAUUUACCUGAAUGGUGAUAAGGCCCAGGCUCUGGAAGUCUUCUGCGACAUGACCUCUGAUGGGGGUGGAUGGAUCGUGUUCCUGAGACGCAAGAAUGGACGUGAGGAUUUCUAUCGCAACUGGAAAGCCUAUGCUGCUGGGUUUGGGGACCGCAGAGAAGAAUUCUGGCUUGGGCUGGACAACCUGCACAAAAUCACAGCCCAAGGGCAGUACGAGCUGCGGGUGGACCUGCGCGACCACGGGAAGACCGCGUACGCCGUCUACGACAAGUUCAGUGUGGGGGACGCCAAGACCCGCUACAAGCUGAAGGUGGAGGGUUACAGUGGGACCGCAGGUGACUCCAUGGCUUACCACAACGGCAGAUCCUUCUCCACCUUCGACAAGGACACGGACUCAGCCAUCACCAACUGCGCCCUGUCCUACAAGGGGGCUUUCUGGUACAAGAACUGUCACCGUGUCAACCUGAUGGGGAGGUACGGGGACAACAACCACAGUCAGGGCGUUAACUGGUUCCAUUGGAAGGGCCACGAAUAUUCCAUCCAGUUUGCUGAGAUGAAGUUGAGACCCAGCAACUUCCGAAAUCUCGAAGGCAGGCGCAAGCGGGCAUAAAUUCCAGGAACGACUAACUGGGUGGGAGAGGAGUAGGGCCCAGAGGAAGAAGCAAAUUUUACCAAAGUCUCAGUACAAACCCAUCCAACCAUCAAGCCACACCCGGGCAUUUGGCAGGAGCUAAAGCUGACCGUGGAUCAUCGGGGCGAUGGCAGGAGCGCUGGCCCCACCUACUCUGCAAGUACGUCCUACGCACCAAAGACAACAGUCUCCACAGGUGUCUGCUUGUUGUUUGAAUCAGCAAACAUCUUCCAGUGAUGGUGUCAUGGUGGUUGUCCUUCUCUUGGGUGGCUCUGGGAAUGGGAGAGGGGUAGGCUGUACAGUGGUAGUUUGUGUUAGAACCAGCUGUAUUUUACACAAAGCUGUAUGAGUAUCAUUAUUUUUGUUCGCAAUGAUUCGGUGUGCAUCAUGGGAGGCCGUCCCCCGCCCCUUUUUUUACAUUUCAUGCAACAAAAACCAGAAAAGCAAUACUGCUCGAUUUUAAGGAUACGAUUAAUAUUAUUAAUAUAAUAAAAACGACGAUGAAAACUAAGAAUUUUUAAAGAGAUCUUCCUUUCCAAAACACAUCUGGACAGUACCUGAUUGUAUGUUGUUGUUGUUGUUUUUUAAUAAAAGCACAAGUACUUUUAAA